AUGGAUCAACUUGAUUCUCUUCAUGAUUUAUUUGAGCACCACAAAAACGACAGCCAAGCCGUUGUUCAUUUAGCUGCAAUGAUGGAUUUCCAUCCUCUCAACAGCUGUUCCAGCAAUGGGACCUCUUUAAUUGAAAGAAUGAGAUCCGUCAACAUAGAAGGAAGCAAACAAAUAUUUAAGGAGUUUCUCAAUAGCCCCGAAAAGAAGGUUUUUAUUUUUGCAUCAUCGCAAGCGGCCAUGGGACCUUCUGAAGGAAGUAUUCCAAUGGAUGAAACGUCUCGGUGUCACCCAGUGUUUGAAUAUGGAAAAUCAAAACUCGAGGCAGAAAAGGCACUCGAACAAAUGUUGGAUGAAUAUCAAAAAAAUCCCUCACAGGGGCCAAAGCAUUUGUACAUUUUAAGAUUUACAGGAGUAACAGGAUUAGGAGACAGAUAUGCUGCCUUUGAAAUGAUUCAAGCUUCUUCUUUUGGGGCUGUCGAGUUGUGUUUUCAAUACAGCGAAACAAAGAGUGAGGAAACAUUUUCAGAGCUUUUUAUUAUUGGACCAAAAGAAUCGUCUACUGUUAGACGUAUUUUAGACGUUUGUUGUGUACAAACUGGAUGGCCAACUCCUUUGUUUUCUAUUCCUCUUCCUGUGUUCAGGUUUAUGGUUGAGCCCUGUGAUUAA
Messenger RNA from Naegleria fowleri, 666 nucleotides. RefSeq lists its product as uncharacterized. Bases 1 to 666 code for a protein of 221 amino acids. Lineage: Eukaryota; Heterolobosea; Eutetramitea; Acrasida; Naegleriidae. The record is from RefSeq and is a predicted model, not a curated record. The transcript has 3 exons.